Molecule: messenger RNA, 2916 nt
Organism: Fusarium vanettenii 77-13-4
Lineage: Eukaryota; Fungi; Ascomycota; Sordariomycetes; Hypocreales; Nectriaceae
Exons: 10
Coding region: 1-2916 (971 amino acids)
Cellular component (GO): cytoplasm
Molecular function (GO): metal ion binding; glycerophospholipase activity
Source: RefSeq, a predicted model, not a curated record
AUGGCCUCAGGGGCAGCUGAAAAGAAGACCGAAAAGUCUUACUUGAGCUCUGCUGUCGACUCCAUUAAUCCCUGGGCCAGUAGCCGCAGUACAACUCCUACUCAGAAGGCCAAGCCGGAGGAAGCUCGACCAGCUCCUGUUCCUUCAAAUCCUGACGACCAUGCUACGACGCAUCUCUACGGCCAAAGCUUCAAAUCAUAUCCUGCAGGAUGCCCGCCUUUAAGAGUCCAGUGGUUUCACGCCGUCGACGUUCCUAAGCGGAAGCCUCAGUUGACCUCCCUUAGCCGUCCAGCACAACCUGAAAAGCCGGCAACGCGGCCAAAGAAGCAUUCCGCAUUUUCUUCCUCCGAUUCCAAGGCCUUGGAAGGAGAGUAUCAGAAGCUGUUGGAAGCGAUGGAGGACGCUCGGAGCCAGACUCCAGGUGCUCGUCUACCCUCAAGAAAGAGAAAAGCAGAUGCGACUGGCGACAUGUCGGAGAAGGCCCUUGACCAAGAGGAUUCUAAUUCCAGUGCCGUUCGUGUUCCCGUGAAUGAAGACUUUCUCUUUGAUGUCGACAUCGAAGCUCGAGAACUGGCUCCUGUUUACUGGCUGGGUCCAGUUUAUGAAGUACUGCGAGGAACUUGGUUCUAUCAAGAUAGCUCGACAUUACGUCCUUGCGAGGAAAACCUUGCUGCACAACUUGAAGAGGGCUACCUCAAGACGAAGCCAUGGCAAUAUGCUGGUAGAGGUCGUAGCCCAUCGGGUGCGAGAAAAAACAUUACCCCAAAAGCAUCGCGGGAAAAUCUCAAGUCAACAGCCUCAUCCCGGUCAGCGAGCGCGACUCGCUUGAAGGAGCAUAAUGCCCCUGCUGCUAACGCUGACUCCCAAGGCCAAUCGCAACCCCAAAGCUAUCGACUCUUCGGGACCGGUGGGAGCUACAUGAGCGGGGUGAAGCUCGUCCGUGGGUAUUCUGAGCCCAGUAAAAGCAAGGACAAGGACAAGGACAAGGAUAAAGACAAGGGCGAUGAAAGCCAAUCAACCGCUGCCGAUGAGGCCCUCUCGCUGGACGAGAAGCAACAGAAGAUGUUGAAGCGAAGAUCGGCGCCUCCGUCGACCCGUGCCUCCCAUGACGAACCCGCCCAGAAUGACGAGCAGAUCAAGACGGAGAGGGACCCUCGACAAAUCAGACUGCAGCGUCAGCUAUCGUCACUCAUUGAGAGUGAGGGGAGGACCAAGGCUGAAACGGAAGAAGAGAUCCGACGGCGCGAAGAACAGGAGAUACAAGACGACUACACUGCCCAGGCCGGUGAGACUCAGGGACGUGAGAUAGAACACCUGGUGCUGGUGACCCAUGGAAUCGGCCAACUUCUCAGCCUUCGUAUGGAAAGUGUCAACUUUGUCCACGACGUUAAUAUCCUCCGCAAAACCAUCAAAUCCGUGUAUGCCAACUCAGCAGACCUGAAGGCCUUGAACUCGGAGCUUGGCCCCGGACCAGGAAACAGUCGCGUACAGGUACUCCCGGUAUGCUGGAGGCAUCUUCUGGAGUUCCCAAGAAAGCGCCAGAAGAAGGGUGAGCGCGACCUAGGCGACAUUGACGGCGACGAGGAUGAAUACCCAUCCCUGGACGACAUCACUAUUGAAGGGGUGGCCUUUGCCCGUUCCCUCAUAUCUGACCUUGCUUUGGAUGUGUUGCUCUAUCAGAGCUCUUACCGUGACCAAAUUGCGAGGAUUGUACUCAAUGAGUGCAACCGCAUUUUCAAGCUAUUCAAGGAACGAAACCCAGAGUUCAAGGGAAAAGUGCAUCUGAUGGGCCAUUCCUUGGGUUCUGCGAUCCUUUUCGAUCUUCUUUGCCAACAGAAGCAAGAUCGCCCUACUGAGCAUAAGUCUUUGUUGCGUCUGUGGCCGAUGCAGGAUCGGACAGAGUCGUCAAGCAAAACUACAGAGCUGGAGCUCGACUUCAAUGUUGAUGACCUAUUCUGCUUGGGCUCGCCGGUUGGUCUUUUUCAGAUGCUUAAGGGACGGACUAUAGCCGCGAGACCUCGCCUUCAAUCCGUGAGAGCCAAGGACCCCCAGAGUAUGGAUUGUGAUGAAGAUGUGCUCCGCACAAACCCACUUGGGUCGGGGACAGAGCAAAUAUCCCCAGUGACCGGUCUGCCCGGGACUGUCGCGUCGCCCAAGGUUCAACAGCUCUUUAACAUAUUCCAUCCAUCAGACCCCAUUAGCUAUCGCCUUGAGCCUCUGAUAUCACCAUCCAUGUCAACAUUGAAGCCUCAAUUGCUACCCUACACGAAGAGGGGAAUAUUCAGCAAUGUUACACCACAAGGGCUGACCGGGAUCGGAACCAUGGUUGGGCAGAGCGUCAGCGGAUUGUGGUCGAGUCUGAGUGCAGGCAUUGCUAGUAACCUGCUCAACCGAAGUCUCGGUAUCAAUAGCGAAGAGAUGGCCAGGAUAACUGCCAACGCGUCGCGGGGAGAAUCACAGACUCUCGAAGGCGCCGGAUCGAAGACUCUGGCGAGUGGUGAUACUCCCGAUGCUGAGAAGCGAGUGGCUACAGACGCGCGCAUGAAGAAGCUCGCUGACUCUGCGACCAAUGUUUCGGACUUUGGGUCUGGCCUGAGCGACCACAGCCCGACGUUGAUCGAUGACGAGCUGGAGACCUUGUAUUCCAAAUUUCAGAAAAGCCUCUCUAAAGAAGGGGAGACGACUACCACGUCGGACGAAGAUAAGAAAGCUCGCAAGCUGCGUAAGGAAGAAGGAAAAGUUCGAGCACUCAAUCGCAAUGGCCGAGUCGACUACAGUAUCCAAGAGAGCGUCCUGGACUUCAACCCAAUCAAUACAAUCGCCUCACACAUGUGCUAUUGGGCUGACGAGGAUGUAAACCAUUUCGUCCUCUCCCAGAUGCUGUCGAAUCGAUUGAGGCGGAAGUCUGAAUCCUAA